Suillus subaureus is the source of this 351-nucleotide messenger RNA. RefSeq lists its product as uncharacterized. The transcript has 4 exons. Bases 1 to 351 code for a protein of 116 amino acids. Gene Ontology annotation, molecular function: 3'-5'-RNA exonuclease activity; RNA binding. The record is from RefSeq and is a predicted model, not a curated record. NCBI's taxonomy places the organism in Eukaryota, Fungi, Basidiomycota, Agaricomycetes, Boletales, Suillaceae. Gene Ontology annotation, biological process: mRNA catabolic process. Gene Ontology annotation, cellular component: exosome (RNase complex); P-body.
AUGCUAUUUGAGCAUGGAUUCACGAAGCAACAACAGAAGCCAAAAUCCCACAAGGCAUGGCCAGUGCUGGACUCUCGCCAGGGUAAGGUGGUGGGGGCAGAGAACAAGAAUCACACCUUCCCCAUGCUUCCUCCCACCAUUAGUGAAGAGGUGUGCAGUCUCAACCUGGGUGUUGAACAUCUGGCAUUUUCAGCUGUCUUUACCAUGACCAAGGAGUGUAAAGUCAUCAACAAGUGGUUGGGCAAGACUGUCAUUAAAUCUUCCAUGAAACUGUCAUGUACUGAUGCUCAGAAAUGUCCACUUUACUGUUGGGACCCUGUGAAGGAAGUCCGCCAUUCAUACUCGACUUGA